AUGCACCUCGAUGGUUUAAAUUUUCACGGACAUAAAUUGAUUGUUCGUCGCGCACACCUGACCCGGGACGAACUGACCUCAGUCCAACAGUCGGAGAUAGAGGCGGCUCGUCUGCGGAUUGCCGAACAGGCGAAAUUAUGCGAGGAGAAAUUGGCUGCCCGUUUGGCGGCCGACACCACAACUGACGACAGUCAAUCGAUCCAACCCACCGCGGUGGUUUCAAAGACUGAUUUGAUCGAUUCCAGUCAACCGGAUUCUCAUUCUGCCUCAGCCACGAUGGAUUACGGUCUACUUGCUCCUCGUCCAACUAUUCCCGAUCUCUACGGUCGACUCGGGCGGGUCGACCCGAUCCGAAAACAAUCCUCAUCUAGUCUGAGCAUCAAGAAUGGCGGUGAGUACUCUUUUUUCAUAUACACCCAAUCGUGCUUGCUUGCUUGUGUAUACACAUGUACGUGUGAUCUAUUCGAACCCCGCAUCACAUGGCGACAACACAUCGCAUGA
Molecule: messenger RNA, 501 nt
Organism: Echinostoma caproni
Lineage: Eukaryota; Metazoa; Platyhelminthes; Trematoda; Plagiorchiida; Echinostomatidae
Source: the annotation of a GenBank genome assembly